Messenger RNA from Zymoseptoria tritici IPO323, 1935 nucleotides. RefSeq lists its product as uncharacterized. The record is from RefSeq and is a predicted model, not a curated record. The coding region runs from base 1 to 1935 and encodes 644 amino acids. The transcript has 4 exons. Lineage: Eukaryota; Fungi; Ascomycota; Dothideomycetes; Mycosphaerellales; Mycosphaerellaceae.
AUGUCUCGCGGCUUGGACGGCAUCAAAGGCGGCUUCGUGUCCAUCCCAUCCGCGUUCGAAGGUGUCCCAGAAAGCUCCAAACACGCCUUCAAGCUCGAACUCGUGCCCAAGCUCAUCGAGACUCGAAACCUCGAAAAAGUGGACAUCAGCACCAACGUCGAUGUCGUCACUCACCGCGCUUUGAUCGACUUUGCCGAUUUCGACGUUGACGAUGUUGACUAUGACCAGCUGGGCCGCGAUUGCGACUUGCUCAAAGAGGCGUUCAAGUCCCGCCGCAAGGAGCUCAAUGCCGCUAUGAAGGCCGUGAGCAACCCCGGGUCGACGGUCGAGGAGAUUCGAAAGGUCGCUCAGAUGUUGGACGCGGCGGGGUUGUCAGAGCGUGCCUUUCUCGAGAAUGACGGAGGUAUUAUUCCGCUGCUUGUCAUCGGAGCAGCUUUGCUUUUGUCGGGGGCUAGGAAACCCCGAAAUAGCCACUUCGACUUUCAAAUUGUCUUUCAGACCUGCAAUGGCGUGCGCAAUACCGUUGAACCACCCGGUGGUGCGCUUGAUUUCAGACCAUCCUGCCGCCAAUCUCGCUGCAUGACCGCUUCUCUCACCGUCUUGACUGAUGGUCCACGCUCUGAACUCGACAUCAUGUCCGCCCACUCCUUGAGAACCCUCGAGACCGCAGCGUUGACGGGUUCGCUCAGUACAAGCCAGCUCGGCAAAGAUACAUCCUCAUUCAUGACACUCAGCAUCUCCACCACUUCCACCAACUUCACUUUCAACACCUGCCCUAUCAAUCCCGGCAUGACCUCACCAAAAAUGCCCGAAAUUCAGCCGAGCAGAGCUUCGAUCUUCAACUUGGACUCGGUUCUCCGUUCGCACAUCAUGACCACCGCCCUUUGUCUACGACCAAGCGUCGGAUCAAUCACGAUGAACGGACUCCGGACUCAAGGUCAAUGUGCCGCUCGGCGCCUGUCCUCACAGCGCCAGCCCGUCUCACGACGAUAUGCAUCCAGUGCCUCGCCCUCUCCACGACCGUCCUUCCUCCGCCGCCAUCCACGCGUGAUCCUCACGACCAUCGCCCUCGGCCUUGGAGUAGGCGUUGGCACCUUUGCCGUCCAUCUCAUCUCUCCACCUCCUAUGCCACAACCCGGAACCCACGAAGACAACAUCCUCAUUACGGACCUCAACAAGCGAAUCGACGAAGAAUUCAAGGUCAAAGUGCUGCGAGGAAAAUGCUUGGGCGUUGCGAAGCAGCUGAAGGGCGAAGAGGGUGGAUGGGUGGAAGUGCUGCCUCGACUGCAUCCUACGCAUUUGGAAGGUCUGCCGGAGAACAAACUGCCUUUUCACGAUCGCUUGACGGAUCAUCUGCAAGGUGCUAGAGGUCUGGGCGUGGAGAGAAUAUUCUGGGAUAGAAGCGAGAAGAAGCUGGUUGCGAUUGUGUGGUUUGGAGGCGCCAUGUCUGGCUGGCCAGGCGUGACACAUGGCGGAUUGCUGGCGACCGCACUGGAGGAAAAGAUCGCACUGGCUGCGGCCCUAUCAAACCCUUCUUCGGAGUCCUCGGUCUCUGCUGCAGCUACUCCUCAACGACUACCUGGGACUGGAAACCACGCUACAAUGACCAUGCCAUUGGACACGCCCGCCGAGCCAGCACAGGUCAGCAUCGACUACAGGAAACCAACCUACGCCAACAGCUUCUACACCAUACGUGUGACGCCGGCGUUCAGCGCUGACGAUGAUGCUGGCAACGUGAGGUAUGCCAUCAAGGGAGCCGAGUAUCAAGCGACGCUGGAGACGAUGGAUGCGCAGAUUUGUGUCAAGGCUGCGGCUAAGUUCGCUCCACGAUCGACGGCCGAGCAGGUUGAGGAGAAAGUCGCGGAGGCGGCGAAGUGGAGUCUUGAUGAGUUCAAGCAGUGGAUGUGGCCUUCCAGGCAGCAACAGAUCAGAUGA